This is a messenger RNA of Acomys russatus (golden spiny mouse), 2622 nucleotides long. RefSeq names its product BRCA1 associated RING domain 1 (gene Bard1). The coding region runs from base 128 to 2434 and encodes 768 amino acids. NCBI's taxonomy places the organism in Eukaryota, Metazoa, Chordata, Mammalia, Rodentia, Muridae. The transcript is spliced from 12 exons. The record is from RefSeq and is a predicted model, not a curated record. Gene Ontology annotation, molecular function: protein binding.
CCGCGUUUCGGCAGCCCCGCCUCUGGCGUCCCACCGGCUCUGGAAAUCUGCGCGCGGCGGGCUAAGGCGGUGACCAGAGGGUGCGGCGCUCCAGCAAACCUGACCUCCGCCGUCCCCCUCCGAGGGAAUGUCGCGCCGGCGGCCGAGGGUCUGCUCCGGCAACAAGCCUCCUCCGGUGCCCGCUGUGGAGCCGGCUGCCGACGGGCCCUGGGCCCACAGCCGCGCGGCGCUUAUCCGCCUGGAGAAGCUGCUGCGCUGCUCGCGCUGUGCCGAAAUCCUGAAGGAGCCUGUAUGCCUAGGAGGGUGUGAACACAUCUUCUGUAGUGAUUGUAUAAGUGACUGUGUUGGCUCAGGAUGUCCAGUGUGUUCCACCCCAGCCUGGGUCCUAGACCUCCAGAUAAACAGACAAUUGGCCAGCAUGAUUCAGCUUUAUAGGAAGCUUCAACAUUUGCUCCAUGGCCAUAAACUUUCAGAUCCAGAGGACGACACAUCUAGGGCAAGUUCAUUUGUCAAUGCAGAAAGGAAGAAGAAAUCAAUAAAAAUGUGGUUCAGUCCUCGAAGUAAGAGAGUUAGAUAUGUUGUGAAUAAAGUGUCAGCACGAACCCAGCCUCCAAUGGCAAAGGCUGACAAAGCCCAAGAAGACUCAAUGUAUGAAUUUGUUUCCCCAAGUUCUUCUGAAGUUGUUUCUAAGAGAGCAAAAACAGCUUCCAGAACUUCUGCAAAAAAGCAGAAGAAGAAAUCUAUAGCUAUGAUCAACCAGGUGGGGAAUUUAAUGCCAGAAACAAAAGAUAGUAGAUUUGUCUCUAAAGAGGAACUGAAGGCAGAGAGGGUUGUCUCCUGUAGCCAAUCCCCAGUUAUGGAGAGUCCAUGGGUAAACGGUGAGAUAGACUUAUUAGCAAGUGGCUCUGUUGUAGAAUCAGAAUGCUCUGAAAGCUUGGUUGGGUUCUCUUUACCAUUGGCUGAGCAUACAGUAUCACCAGACACUGUGAGCAAGACUGAGGAGACUCCUGAGAAGAAGGCCUGUGUGAAAGAUCUCCGUUCAGUAGGGCGUAAAGGGAACCAUAAAGGCUGCAGCAGGCCUCCCAGCUCUACUUCUCAGAAUGAUGGGAGCACUGUUCCGAGCACCAGCAGAGCUCUGGGUAAGCCCACAGUGCUUGCAGAAAACGUGCUGUUGGCCGGCUCUUCUUCACUGCCUUCAGACCGACUUCAAGUUGAUGACACACUCGGGAAAAAUAGUAAUGUAUCCAAUGACUGCCUUAGCCCUUCAUCAGACACACCCCCUCCUCUGCUGACUAAUUCAAGUCACAGUCAAAUAACGUCAAGCCCCUCCACAGUGAAGCUGUCACCCUGUGUCACGGCCGGGAAAAGAAAUCACAGAGGAGAGACUUUGCUUCAUAUCGCUUCUAUUAAGGGUGAUAUAUCUUCUGUUGAAUACCUCUUGAAAAAUGGAAGCGACCCAAAUGUUAAAGACCAUGCUGGAUGGACACCGUUGCAUGAAGCCUGCAGCCAUGGGCACCUGAAGAUAGUAGAGUUGCUGCUGCAGCACAGUGCUUUGGUGAACACCACUGGCUAUCAGAACGACUCGCCGCUCCACGAUGCGGCCAAGAACGGCCACCUGGAUAUAGUCAAGGUGCUACUGUCCUAUGGUGCCUCCAGGAAUGCUGUUAACAUAUUUGGCGUGCGGCCUGUGGAUUAUACAGACAACGAAAACAUAAGAUCAUUAUUGCUGCUGCCAGAGAAGAAGGAAGCAAUCUCAACUAGCCAGUGCUCAGUGCAAGUGAAUGCUGGGCACCGACAGAAUGGGCCACUGAUGCUUAUAGGCAGUGGGCUUUCCUCCCAACAACAGAACAUGCUCAGCAAACUUGAGACAGUUCUUAAGGCUAAAAGGUGUGCUGAGUUUGACAGUACAGUAACUCAUGUCAUUGUUCCUGAGGAAGCUCAGAGUACAUUGAAAUGUAUGCUUGGGAUUCUCAAUGGAUGCUGGGUCCUGAAGUUUGACUGGGUGACAGCGUGUCUGCAGAGCAAAGUACAUGAACCGGAAGAAAGGUAUGAAGUCCCUGGAGGUGCACAGAGGAGCAGGCUCAACCGAGAGCAGCUGUUGCCGAAGCUGUUUGAUGGAUGCCACUUCUUUUUGGCGGGAAACUUCAAACAUCAUCCAAAGGAUGACCUCCUUAAGCUCAUCGCUGCAGCAGGCGGCAAGGUCCUCAGGAGAAAGCCCAAGCCAGACAGUGACGUGACUCAGACCAUCAAUACAGUUGCCUACCAUGCCGAGCCUGACUCUGAUCAGCGCUUCUGUACCCAGUACAUUGUCUAUGAAGAUCUGUUUAAUUGUCGCCCAGAAAGGGUUCGGCAGGGCAAAGUCUGGAUGGCUCCUUCUACCUGGCUUAUCAACUGUGUGAUGGCCUUCGAGUUGCUCCCCCUUGACACUAGCUGAAUGCCAUACGUGGUGAGCGUUUUCAGUUGAACACACACGGUUUGUGAGAAUACAGCCAUUGCGAUAUGUUUCAUCCUUUGCUUUCUAUGGAUAGGCACAACCAUUCCUAUUUCCCCGCUUUAAAUUGCAAAAUAAAACAACUGAUGCUGGUUUAGGAACUCACUUAGAUGCCUAAACUGCUUUUAAGA